AUGCAACAAAAGUUUUCAGCUUCCACAAUUCUAAUGAUAUUUUCAGCUUCGUUAGCUCCUAUAAUUUUUUUGCCUAAGAACUUUUUAAGUCUUUCAACAAGAUCUUCCUUGUCUAUUUUCCCAUCAUUAUUCGCAUUUAAAAUUAAAAAAAAUCGAAAAUGCUGCUUAUGUCACUUUGAUAAACCAGCUGAGAUGAAAAAUUGUGUCUCAGCCAGGUUAGUUUUUUUCUUGGAUAUGUCAUUAAGUUAUUCAAAGCAGCUUGAACAGGCUCUGCAGUCUGGCUGCGGUUGUAUUUAG
This is a messenger RNA of Blepharisma stoltei, 297 nucleotides long. NCBI's taxonomy places the organism in Eukaryota, Ciliophora, Heterotrichea, Heterotrichida, Blepharismidae. The record is from the annotation of a GenBank genome assembly.